Scylla paramamosain (green mud crab) is the source of this 12394-nucleotide messenger RNA. RefSeq names its product myotubularin-related protein 3-like. Gene Ontology annotation, cellular component: cytoplasm; membrane. Bases 451 to 4011 code for a protein of 1186 amino acids. The record is from RefSeq and is a predicted model, not a curated record. Gene Ontology annotation, molecular function: phosphatidylinositol-3-phosphate phosphatase activity; phosphatidylinositol-3,5-bisphosphate 3-phosphatase activity; protein phosphatase binding. The transcript has 18 exons. Gene Ontology annotation, biological process: regulation of autophagy; phosphatidylinositol dephosphorylation. Lineage: Eukaryota; Metazoa; Arthropoda; Malacostraca; Decapoda; Portunidae.
GUCACUCCCUGCUCGACUUAACCAGAACCUGACAACAAUAUUUUGCCGGAUAAAUUCUACACCACCGCCCUUUAUUGUGACACAACUGUGGGAUCCUGGUAUUGAAGUGCGCCCCGGUGUGAUGUUGAAGUGCCAAGGGGGAGGUGGUGUGGCCAGUGGGAAAUUAGGAAAGUGCAUCGUAAUGUCCCAGAAAAAAAUAUAUAUACAAGGAAUGAACACCUAGGAAGGAAAAAAAAAAAAAAAGGGCUGGAAUAAUGGAAUGGGAUGAUGGUGGUAGCUGUGGUUCCAUACGAUCAAGAGAGUCGUGAAGGUGGAAGGAAGGUUCCAUCAACAACAACGUAGUGAAGGAGGAAACCAGACAGCUCCUGGACAAAGUGAAGGAUUUUAAGCGUCUCUCAUAUCCCCCUCCGGAAUAUUAGCGUGCUAAUUCAGACUCACAGCCCAGUGAGCAUGGACGGUGAGGAUAGUGGUGGAGGAACAGGGGAUACAUCCACUUACCAGGUAUUAGCGGCCCAAGACUCGUAUCCGAAGCAGAUCUGCCAGUUUGAUGAGCCCUCCCUGUCCAUCCCGUUCAUCCCUCUGAGUGGGGAGUACGCCCUGUUUGUGGGGCGCACCUCAGAGGGCCUCAUUGCCCACUCCAACUACCGGGUGUUCUUGCAACAGCGCGAUGCUACGUACCAUAUUCCCCUCGGGGUGGUGGAGGUAGUGGAGUGUCGGGAGAUCUUCUUCCUCUACCUGCUCUGUAAAGACACCAAAUCUUAUAAAUGUACGUUCCCAACUGGCGAGCAGUGUGCUGAGUGGCAGCGGCGUCUGACCAAGGCUUUGUCUCUCCCUCAACGUCUUGAAAAUGUCUUUGCCUUUGCCUUCUACAUGUGGAGCAUGGAGGAGACGCGUGAGCUGCACAAUGCCCUGGUUGAACCUGAAGGCCAGCAGUCUUAUGCUGUACGGGCUGAGAAAAUGUUUGAUGAAGAGGUACGACGACUCGGCUUUGACUUGGGAGGAGCGUGGCGCAUCUCAAUGGCAAACAGUGAAUACCAGCUUUGUCCCACAUAUCCCAAGAAGCUGGUGGUUCCGGCAUCAAUCAACGACAAUGUACUGGACUUUGUGGCACGGUUCAGGGCAGCAAGAAGGAUUCCAGCUGUGGUGUGGAGGCAUGCCAAUGGAGCUGUCAUUGCUCGAUGUAGUCAGCCUGAAGUUGGCUGGUUGGGUUGGCGUUCCAGUGAAGAUGAGGACUUGGUGAAGGCCAUCUCUGAAGCUUGUGCCUAUGACAGCCCCAUCUCAUCCUCCAAUGGUAUCGGUAUUACAUCCUCCCAGCUGGCACCACGAAACGACAGCGACAAAGAAGCCGUUACUCCAUCCUCUGAUAUUCCAUCUCUGUGUGAUUUGCCAGAAGCCAAGGCUCAGGCAGACAUAAAGAAAGUACUAAUUGUGGAUGCUAGAUCAUAUGCAACAGCUGUGGCCAACCGAGCUCGAGGGGGAGGGUGUGAGUGUCCAGAAUACUACCCUCAGUGUGAAAUUCAGUUCAUGAACCUUGCUAACAUUCACACCAUUCGCAAGUCUCACCACGCCCUUCGUCAGCUGGCAUCCUCCUCUCCUGACAUCCCCAAUUGGUUGUCCUUACUGGAGAACUCUCGGUGGCUGGGACAUCUGUCAGGACUGUUCAAGGCAGCUGUGACAAUAGUACAGGCGGUGGAGCGGGAGGCCAGGCCAGUCCUUGUUCACUGCUCAGAUGGAUGGGACCGAACACCCCAGCUGACAGCUCUCUCUCAAUUGCUGCUUGACCCUUACUACAGAACUAUAGAUGGCUUUGUGGUUCUCAUUGAGCGUGAGUGGGUAGAAUUUGGCCACAAGUUCAGUGACAGGUGUGGUAUUGGCCGCUGUUGUGAGGACAUCAAUGAGAGGUGUCCGGUGUUCCUGCAGUGGCUUGACUGUGUCCACCACCUCCUGUACUGGUAUCCCACUGCAUUCCAGUUCAAUCAAGCUUUUCUGGUCAAACUAGCACAGCAUGUGUACAGCAACCUGUUUGGCACAUUCCUGUGUAACUCUUCCCAAGAGCGGGUCCAGGCUGACAUUGGCGACCGAUCCUACUCUGUGUGGUCCUUCCUCAAGGCCAACAAGCAGCGAUACACCAACUACCUCUACGUCCCCACUCAGCAGGUGCUAUACCCCUCGUGCCACAUUAAAGACCUGCGUCUGUGGACGUCAGUGUACAUGCCUGAGAUGGGUGAGGUGACGGCUGACACCACCACCAGUGCUCACCCGAGUGUUGGUGAUGAUGAGGUACCCUGCAUCUACUUACCACACCAUCAGCUACCUUGCUACCAACAACUAGAUGAAGAUGAGGACAUUCAAGGUGGAGGAGGAGAAUUAGUCAAGACCAAAUCAUAUGAUGACCUCCUGGCUGGUACCUCCCCUCCCUCACACCAGCCCCUGCGGCGCUCCUCAGACCCAAACAUCAGAGAAAGUGGACCCAAUAUGGCUAUGCUCAACUCUGCUCUUGGAGCUGAAUUAGGAAAUGAUGACUCUGAGGCUGCUGUUGACCAUGCCAAUGAGGACGCAGCCAGUGAAGACCUGGAUGCCUAUGAGGAUUCCACCAGUGAGCCCAUCGGAGAGAGGCAGAAUGAUGAAUCAGAGUCAUUGACUUUGUGUGAGCCGUCUGUCUCAGAAUCUGAAAUCCAUGAAUGUGUGAGCAUUGUGCAAAAUGAACCCUGUGAUAUUGGUGUUGAGAGUGGUGAGGAGGCAAAUGAGCUGCUUGGACAGGAGUGUGUUGAACUGCAAGAAAAGUGUAUUAUUAAAGUAACAGACUCCAAGAGAGAUACGAAUAGUGAAAAAGUGCACAACAGGAAAGGAACAACAGGCGAGAGGCAGUUUAAGAGCUUGGCAGAGCAGUCCAUAGAGGGCUCCACGGAUACGUUAGUGGCAGAAAUAGGAAUCAUUGCAACCGAAGAAAAGGUCUCUCAGGAUAAGAAUAGUGAACAGAUGCCCAUGUUGAACAGAGAGGGUGGACAGAAUAGCCCAAAAUCCAUAUUGCAGGGUAAAUGCUUUCCAUUCAUGAAUGGGGCUGUGGGGGAGGAAGAAGUGAGUGCAGCAUCCAACAAUCGUAAAAAGCAAUCAACUUCAUCUAAUCCAGAAAGCAUUGAGGACCGAGCCGAGAGAAGGACUGUGAACGGCGUACCCAACAUGAGCUCAGUCAUGCAUAGUGUGGCAGCGUCUGGUUGUAGUAUUUGUCUCCAGAGUAAGAAAUUAUUAGAUGAAACAAGUGCUGGAGACUCUUGGCGCAGUGCUGGGCUUAUGAACGAGGGCUCCAUUGGGGGAGGGGCCGUGCGGGGGGUUACCACGGGACCAGGCAGUCGGGUGUCUCUCUACUCCACUCCAAUGCACUCGCGCACACCUUCAUCCUGCAUACCGUCAACCCCUUGUGAAGAUAGGCUUGGUGCAGGAGAUAGCAAAAGUGGUACUUUCGCUACACUUGAUGGACUUCAUAGUGUUAGUGAUGAAGUGACCAAGAGACUGCACCAAAUUCUUCUCCAUCAUCAGUCUGAGAAGGAAUCUCUAAAGAGGGACCUGCAGGCCACCAGACAUGCUCUGUACAACCAGAUCCAGCACAACCGUUGUCACAACCACCACCACGAUGGAACAGAAGAUCAAAUGUCCCUGCCCGAGAGUGUUGGUUCAGGCUCGGGUGGUUCUGUAGGUCAGGAGUCUGGUGUGUCGGACACGUCGUGGGAGGCUGUGGAAGAGGGAGACGCCCGGCCAACACUCUGGGUCCCUGACCAUGCUGUGGACUCCUGCAUGGGCUGCAACACUCAGUUCUGGAUGGGGCGACGGAAGCAUCACUGCAGGUUAGUUGCCAGGAGUUGUGGUAAGAUUUUCUGUUCAGACUGCUCAGAACACAGCAUCCCCAUCCCUCGUGAGCAGCUGUACCAGCCAGUAAGGGUAUGUGGAACCUGUUUCUUUACCCUGGGAAUGGAACACACAAAGCCAAAGAUAGUUGCUGCUGCUUCUAAUUAGUUUGUGGAGUAUAACCUUGAAGGUAUUGUAGUGUACCAACAACUGUGGUGUUGGUGUGUACUAGUUAAACAUGAAAACUCUGCCAUAAAAUGUACACUAAGUUAACUUGAUGGAUAUUUUCUUCUAUAUCUUUCGUAGUUUUCUGUAACUUGUGAUCGUGUCCUGGGAAUGUCAAAAAUACCAUAUUUAUUUGAUACCUCUGGACACUUCGGAAAUAGGUUUCCAGACAGAACUGCAUAAACUAUAUGGAGAAUUGGAUUUCAUACACAUGAAACAAACUAACAGUAGCCUUAAACUGCCACAUUGUUGAUUGACCACCAAAUUCUAAAUACCACUCAGCCUACAAGAUAUGAACCAUGCAGACUUAGGCACAAAUUAAUGUAUGGUCAGCCUUCAUGAGAUUUUCUGUUAUUUUGGAAGCUGCUUGCAGGCAACAUACCUAGGUGUGCUAAGUAGUGUGUGCCAGACCCUCACUGUAGUCUUAUAUGUAUCAUGCUUGUUCCACCGGAUGCUCUUGCAGUCCCAGAGAUGGAGGGAUGUGUGAAAGAAACAUUUCCUAAUGUAAAUAUGUCACUGGAAAAUGUACAGAUUAUGACAGGACUAUUCAGAAAUGGUUCCAGACAGCAUCAUAUAUCAAUGAAAACAUUAAGCUGUUUGCAGAAGUGAGCAUCUUAUGGGAUAUGGGUGUAUGGCUUUUUCUGGAGUUGUUCAGUUAGAAUUCUAAAUUAUUUCAUCAGCAACAAAAGUGUGUAUUAUUUCUUGUGGUGAGGAUGUUACCUCUUGUAUACACACAUGCGUAUGUAUGCAGUAUUAUCAUGAUUUCUGCAGUUAUUGUGUUAGUAUUUCAAAGUGAAUACCAGAAGCACAUAUGUUGGUACGAAUGUAUGUUGGGUGUAUGUCUGGAUGAAUGUACAUAUUUCUGUAGAAUCAUGCGCAUAAGCAGGAUACAUUUUGCUGUGAGGUGUUGCAGGCAGGAGAACAACAGGGUGGUGGAGUGUGUUUGUGUAGUGGUCAUGUUAGGAGUGGCUUAGGAGGCUAAUACGAUGUCCUUGAGUGUGCAUAUAUAUAUGAUGUGUAAAUACUUGUUGGGAAGUGAUAGUUAUUGUACAUAAACUAUUUUUCAGUAGUAAGGAGUUGCAAUGGUGAUAUCCUCAAACUGUAGAUGAUGUCCAGUACCCAGACAUUGGGAUUUGAUUCAUGUUCCUCAUAAAGGUCUGCCGUAGCAAUUGUCUUGCUAUGGACUCCACUGUAUGACAAUAGGUCGUCUUAAGGAUGCCAGUGAUGACAGGAAAGGUGGUGAGUAUGAGAAGAUAAAUGCUUGAGUGAAUGAGAAACAAAAACAGAGAUAAAAAAUUGUCAUUGGUUGUAAGCGUACGGCAACUAAAUAGGAAGAUGUUUUGUUGCUGUAGUGAUGUCUAAAACCCUCCAGAUGGCUAUACAUUAACCCAAUCCACAUCUCAUGUAUUUUGCGAAAUAAUUAAUACUAGGUCUUUGAUGUUCUAGUUCAUUAUCAUGUUUUUAGUACUCAUGCUGUUGCUGUUUCAAUAUAAUCUUGUAGCAUCUUUCAGAGGUGUUUAAUAUGGGGAUGCUGACCCAACUAAUGUGAUAUAAUGUAAAGUAGACUGGAUAUAUGUAUAUUUUUUUCAAAGUGAAGUUAAGGAUUCCUUCUGUCAUUUAGUAGGAAUUGGAAACUCAUGGUCUUGUGGUGUUGAAAGGAGAUAAGAUGAAUUUCAACUCCUAGUGUGCUAGUCAUUUUGCUUUGCUCAACAGGCCAUAUGAAUAAUAUACUCUCUACACUGUGCGUGCGCGCGUGCACACACACACACACACACACACACACACACAGUAUAAGAUGUAUUAUAUAGAGAUAAUUAUUACCUAGACAGUUUUAAGGAUAUUUCAUCAGUGAAUUUAUAUAUAGAAUAUAUAUUCACACAGAUUUGUGUGCAUUAAAGAAAUUAUUUAUACUGCAUUUACCUUAAGAAGUAUUCUAUUUGCAUAAGGUUACUUUUAUUUUUCUAAGUUUGCAUAGAGUUUCCAGAUCUUCAUUUUUGUGUUUAUCAUAUAUUUUUAUUGUUUUAUUAUAUGCACAGUCUAUUUUGAAAAAAAAAAAAAAAGUUGGUUUAUGAAAGGUGUCUCUAUAUAGUACAUGAAUAUUUCUUUCUAUACCUGCUGUAUUAUUGUGUGUCUGUACAACACAUGUUUCAUGCAUGGGACAGCAAUUAAAGGGCAGAAGGUAGCAUAUGAUUGACACCAGACCAAAGCUGUAGUUAAGGUACAUGUAAUCUAGACUGGACUUGGAAAAGAGGGGUCACAUCCAUUACCACAGGACAGGCUUUCUAUCACAUAGUGCAUACAUACUGAAACAUCUUUCUUCAAUGCUUCCUCUCAACAUGAUCAAGACUGUAGAUAGACCCUGCGGAUUGCUGGGUCAGACAUUGAGAGAUGCAAUUCAUGGUUAUUUCCAAAUUUCACACCAAGAUCAAUACUAUAUAUUUUUGUUUAAUAUUUUGUUGAUGUUCCUUGAUGGUGAACAUGUGGGUCUUGACAGGUUAGCAGAGCUGAUCUGCAGUGGCAUGAUAUUGCUAGUCAGUGGCAACUAUCAUUUUGAAUCAUAAUCAGAACUUGUGUUUUAUUUUUGUCAUGCAGUGGAACCUCAAAAUCUACGAAUUUAUGCUGAUUAAUUUGUACAGUCUUGUGGCACAUGAUAAAACCAUUAAUAUGGGAUAACAUUUAAAGUUCAAACAAAUGCAUUUAAUUGCAUGCCAUAAAUUUUAAGUUAUUCAGAGAGGCUGAGAUCCCCCUUACAGGGAAGCAGCCCACACAUAACAUCUUGUCUUAUUAUAGGAACAGAAAUAUAGAGAUGAUGAUUCCUAGUCCCCUUGCUCCACCCCAUUUACUUGCUCUGAGUAUGGUAGCCACAAUGUGCAGUCAGGCACAUAUAUCCUAUCACAGGGGAUGGUACUAGUUGUCAGUCAUUCAUGCUUAUCAUUAUUGCAAGCAAAGUUCUGAGUGUGUUUAUGAGAAUGAAAACAUACAUAUUCUUGAAUGUUAAAUGGAUAUUUAUUGUCCAUCUCAUAACUAUCUUUAGUUUUUGUAAACAAAGGUUCCUCUGCAUUAUUUAUAAUUUGCUAUGCAGUGUAAAAAUAAUUCCGAGUGUUUAUCAGCACACUAUUGCUUGUCUUGGAGUGGUAGUUGUGUAGUUUUCUCUGCAUAUCAUUUCAUGCAUUUCAGCUUUGAAAGCUAACACCUGGAUUUUUAUUUAAGUAUGUUGUGCAGAACUCAGGGUGUUAGUAAUCAUACUAUUUGUGUAAAGCUAUUUCUGUAGCAAAUGCUUCCCAUCAGAAUUUCAGUAAAAUUAAUUAUGAGAGAUGACCAUAGUGUCACAGGCAACAUUCUUGUAACAUUUGCUCACAUUGCAAAGUAUAACUUAGUUAACUUGAAAGAAAAUUAAAAAUAAUCUUAGAGUUUUGCUGUGCAAAGACAGUAGUCACCCCACUAUAAUGGACUUUCUUACCCUAGAAUAUGUGAUUUCUUUGGACUCUGACUUAUCCUGUCCACACAUCUGAGAAUACCCACAGUCAGAAGUGCACUGGUUUUCUUGUAACUAUUUGAAUGCUGGUUAUUGUGUUCAUGGCUUUGUAAUAGAUACAAACAGCAUCCUUUUAUAUAUCUUUUUGUUAGGUUUGACAACUAUUAACCCACAGCAGAGAUCAAUACAUUUAAUACAGACAAAACAGUAUUUUUAACGUCGCUGAAAUAAUUAAAGUGCUUGACAAGUGGUAAUCCAUCAGAGUUUCUUAAUUACUAUUUUCUUUCUGUGAAGCUCUUCUUUGUUCUUAUGGGAGUGGUGCUUCUCUCAAGCCACAUCCUUUUCCUUAUGACAUUUACCACAUCACUGAGUCCUCUCGUAGUCCUCUGCACAAUGCUUUCAUCUCGGUCCUUCCUCAGUCCUACCACAGUUUGGUGGGCGAAUGUAUGCAUGGGAAAGUGUAUAUAUGUACGUAUGAUUAUUUAUUUUGUUUAUUUAUUCUGUGAUGCCUCUGAGAUCUUUUCUGUUUUGGGCUUAAAAGGUAGAGGCUCUGUGAGUCAGUCCAUUAUAGUUGGGGACAGUGAUAGUUAUCCAUUUUGGAAAUAACUAACUUACAAUGCAAAUCCAGUGCUGGUGAAUGUGUCAAGCAUUAUCAAGAAUACAUCCAUCCAUAUACCUAUACAUGUAUAUUGCUGUUUUCAUUAAUGGCAGAAAAAGAAAAUGAAUUGGAAAACUACAUUGACAUUGAUAUCAGGUACCACAGCCUUAAUUCUGACUGUAGAUAUGUAUCCUUAAUAAGGAAUUAAUAUAGUGUCACAUGUUGUAUGCUUUUAACUUUCCAUAUGUAUACAGCCUAUUUGGAUAGCAACUGUUAUGUACCUAUAUGGUUCUUGUUACAGUAGUAUGGCACUGUGAAACACCAUUUAUUUAGUGAGUUUCAGUAUGUUUCAUUUAUUUACGCAUUUUGAAGGGUGGGUGAAAAUGGCUAUUAGCUUAGAGCUUUGCAAGCAAUGAUGGCUCUGUGAAGGAGCAAAUGAGCCCCCAUUUUGAUAACAUUUCAAGCUGGAUGUUUGAAACACCCAAAAUUUGCUCAUUCAUUUAAAAAAAACAAAACAAGAAAAUGAUUGAAAAUAUGACAUUACUAGAAUUAUGAAACCAAAUACCAUGUACUUCAUGGAAAUGUGACAGAAUAUGAUUGAUGAUUCCUUUAUUUGUCCCAAUGAUAAGACAAAAUCUUUCAAAUAUGCCUCAUGUUAUUUACCAGUUAUUACAUCCAGUAAGACCAUGAAGCAGUAAAAUAAACCUGGUGGAGGCAUUGGCCAGUGUGGUGUGUCCUGCACCACGUGUUACGACACUAUCACAUGGGAGCAGCAUGGGGAGUUGUAUAUUGAAGUAUUCUUUGUGUUAAUCUUCACUUUUGAAAGCAAUAGUUUUAUGCACUGAGUUACUUGUAUCCUGUAUUUGUGUUGUAUUUUAUUUGAAUUUGACCUGUAUUAUAUAUACUUUGCAUAGUUUUGGGCAGAGAUAUUUUACUUGAUCUGUGUACAUACUAGGCUCAAGGUGUGCAGGUAGGUAACUCUGUAGUGGAGUAUAUUUCAGAUCCAACCAAACAUUGGUGAUGUAGCUCAUGAAAUACUGUUGGUUACGUCAGUAAGGCUUGUGAUGCAACUCUUCACUAGUCAUUAGAACAGGACAUACACACCCAACAACUUCUCUUCUCAUGAAUGCAGUAUUUGCUAGAAGUUUAUAUUACAUUUCUCAAGUUUCUCUAAUACAUGGCAGAGCUGGUUGGUGAAUAACAACUAUUUAGGUGAGAGUUUGUCAAGUUUGAAGACCAUUUAGACGUGAUGUUAUAAAAUAUUUGAGAUGUACGUAUGAAAAGUUCAUGGGUUACAGUGUUUGAUUUCAUGAAUUUGUUUGUUCUUUAAUAAUGAUGCAUUCACUGAAAACAAAACAAAAGUGCUGGGGAUUGUGGCUGCCUAAGAUUCAUUGAGGGAAAAGUUGCUUUUGAAGUGUUGUUCUUGAAAUAUUUUGUCUAGUAUUGUUACUAUUGCAAGGAAUUCUUACAUUGAAACUUGCCAGCUUAUAUAGUGCAAAAUACUGUGAUUUUGUCUUUACUAAAGGGCAAUAAGUUUAUUAUUAUUAUUAUUAUUAUUAUUAUUAUUAUUAUUAUUAUUAUUAUUAUUAUUAUUAUUAUUAUUAUUAUUAUCAUCAUCAUCAUUAUUACUGAGCUUUAAAUUGUGUCGUAAAUUUUGCAUCAUGGCAGUGCUGACUGGUAUUAAGUUCUUGUAGACAAUUAUGUAAUCAUCCUUAAAUCUGGAAGGUAGAUAGAAAACCUGAAUUACUUCCAUUCUCCCUACUUAAGUAUGUAUUCUGAGCUCACAGCAGUAUUUGUAAUUAUCUACAUUCUAAAGAGUCAAUAACUUUGUUUUAUCUGGCUUUACAAAAAUUAAAGAGUUUAACUCCGAAUACCAAGAGUUGAACUCCGAAUACUUAGAGUUGAACUCCGAAUACUUACUAUAUUCUGUUUUCUCAACUCUGUUGCAGUCAUUUAGUCAUUUGUGGACAUGAUAGCACCCACCUGCUGAUGCUUUCACUCACUGAUUGGCCCUCAUAAUCCAGCUUGUUUUGAUGUGGUGUAUAUGGCAAAUUGACAGAUUUCUACCAAAACCCUAACUUAUUUUUGAGGUACUGGUUUAUCCAAAUAAGAAUAAACUGGUAUCAAGACAUGGUAUUAAGAAAAUUAAGUUUGUUGCAUGUUUUGAAACAAAGUGGGGAGAUGUACACUAAUCAGUGAGUGUCCUCUGGUGGCAGAAUUGUUGUGACAGUCAAUGAAACAGAGUAUUAUAAUAGGUAUGGAAAAACCAGCAGUGCUUCUAUUGAAAGUCUGAUACCCAGCCAGACCUGAUGUUGUCUUUGGUUUAAAUGUUAUUCCAUUAGACUGUUAAUUGAUGUCUUAUGUUAGAAGAUGUGCUUAAACCAAAAUCUAAUCAGUUAUACCCUCUUUUUGGGACUUGGUCUUAGUGCAUCUUGCAAGGUAGGACAUUUUUUAUAGUACAAGCCCUUUUGCCUUGACUGAAAGUUCCCUUAAUGGUUAUAAUGAUGAACAAGUUUAUUUUAUUUUUAUUUCAUUAACUUCCCUGUCCAAGUUUGUCUGCAAGAAGAUGAUUGAAAGUGUACCAUUACUCUGUUUAAGUUACUGCAUUGCAAUAAAUUGUAUUUUAUUUCUUUCCAUCUCUCUCUCCUUUAAGAGUGUAGUAUACACUGUGUAUUUCAAAAGGAGACUUUUAAGCCAUGUCCACCUUCUUCAAGGGAAUCCUAAAUAAUCAGCAUCUUGAAAGAAAUCUGACGAUUAGGUUUAAUAUAGUGAGGUGUAAGAAAAGCAUUCUUUCUUUCUUUCUCACAUGAAUACAUGGGUUUCAAGUAAAAGGGCUUGACUGUAUAUUACAUAGUUCCUUAGUGCCCCUUACAGUGACAAAUACUCUUCAAAUUUAGUGUAUUAUGAUAUUUUUGUUUUACAUUUACUUUUUAAUGACUUUUAAUGGUUUUAACUUCCAAUUGUUGAUUUAUCUGAUACAAUUUCCAAUGUAAUUGUGCAUUGUAGGUAAGUAAUAUUUUGUAGUGGUUAACUGAAAAUAAUUUGUAAAACAAGAAAUUAGUCAGGUAGUUUACAACUACUGAAAUUUUGAUGCAAAAUGUUUCAUAUAUAAUAUAUAGUGUCAGAUUUUUAUAUUUGAGUUUCAUGUGCAGAUAAUUCAAUAAUUUGAAUAUAUGUCUGUACAUUCCCCUUCCCAAAAUAAAAAUAAAACAAAGCAUAUCACAAUCUUAAGUCCUAUUUUAAAGUGCAGAGCCUGAGCUGUUGAGCCCAAGAAGCCAAUCCAUUAUUUGUGUCAUUGGUGUCGAGCCGUGCCUGGUGCAGAUUAUCAUGAGGCCUUGACUGUCACAAUGUCUCGGACAAAUCUUUAGCAUUGUGUAGCUUGUGAUAAUUUUGUAAUGUAAUUAAGGAUAGUAUAUAUUUGUAAUCCUAUUACUGAUCAUUUUGGGUCGGGGCUCAAAAAUAAAACUGGAUUUUAAUAAUGUUCAUCAGUAUAGGUUUUAUUAUUUAGUUUAUUGGCUCCUACUUUGACUGUGUUUCUAUAGGACAGAAACUGUGCGUGUGCUUGUGUGCAUGUGUGCGAGAGAGAGAAUGAAAAUGAGAGAGCAAGAGAGUGAGAGAGCGCACUCCAUAGAAGCUCACCUGAUGUGAUGGAAUCAUACUUACCUGUAGUAUGAUGUGCCCCCUCUGUGAUUGUAUACUUCACUUCAGUUUGUCUGAUGUCAUGUGCUUUAUACUGCUAGAAAUUGUGACUAAAGAAAAAAAAGGUGUUCCCAGCCUGUUUCUCACAGCCCAGCAACACACAACUUGCCGGUGAAGACUUAUGCACUUCUUUAUUGCCAAGGCAUUCCAUAUCUUUUAACUUGAAUAUUUUGAUAAGAAAAAGAAACAAUUGUUUUGUAGUUAAGAAAAAAUAAAGAAAUGUUACUAUAUUAUUUAUAAGAGGGAUGUGCUUAGAUUGAAGAAAAUGAUAAUACUGAACUUUUUUCAAAACUUUAUUGUCUUCCUGUUGAAUUAGUAUGUAUCAUGAAUUAUUGAUAGUCCUUGAGAAUUAUGUGUUAGCAUUAGCAUAGCAGCCAAAUAAGCUUUUCACAACAUCUCGGCAGUGGUUACAUACUACAGUUCUGUUCACUUAUUUUUGGAGUAGUGUUAGGGGCACGCAUCCUCACCAAUCUUGUGCACUAGCAUCUUGAAAUCAUUGUGUAUGUGAAUAAUAUGUUAUAUAUAUAUAUCUGUAAAUAAAUGGCAUAAGAUUA